Trypanosoma conorhini is the source of this 2142-nucleotide messenger RNA. Its product is annotated as putative N-acetyltransferase subunit Nat1. The transcript has a single exon. Lineage: Eukaryota; Euglenozoa; Kinetoplastea; Trypanosomatida; Trypanosomatidae. Gene Ontology annotation, cellular component: cytoplasm. Gene Ontology annotation, molecular function: protein binding; protein-N-terminal amino-acid acetyltransferase activity. The record is from RefSeq and is a predicted model, not a curated record. Gene Ontology annotation, biological process: N-terminal peptidyl-methionine acetylation. Bases 1 to 2142 code for a protein of 713 amino acids.
AUGGCGACGGUACUUCCUCCGGCACAGCAAAAACAGUUCGAGAAACUUGGUCGUGAGUUAGAUGCCCGUGAGUACGCAAAGGCGCUGCGCUCCGCGGAGGCCAUAUUGGCCGUCAUCCCCUCUCAUGCCGAUACCAUUGCUAUGAAAGGCCUCACGCUACAUUAUCUCGACCGCAGGGCAGAAGGACAUGCGGCCAUUAAGGAAGCUAUUGAGCUUAACGUUCAUUCUACCAUGGCAUGGCACUCGCUGGGACUUUGUCACAGGGCCGAGAAGAAUUACCCUGAGGCUGUCAAGGCGUUUAAACAGGCGCAUCAAACAGACCCUUCCAACGCAAAUGUUUUGCGCGAUUUAUCGUCCGUCUGUGUUCAGGUGCGAGAUUGGGAACAAUUUGUGGAGACGCGCCAAAAAAUGGUGACAUUAAAAGCGGGUGUUCGUGCCAACUGGAUUGCUCUUUCCUGUGGACAUCGCAUGUUGCGACAAACAGAACUAGCAGCUGCAGUGAUUGACGUCAUGACGACCAUCAUGGACGCUGGAGACACGGCGGUAGAAAGGAGCGAGGUGUUUCUCUACCUUGUAGAACUGGAACUUUCCCAUAACGCGCCGGCACGAGCUCUGGAACUCCUCAAGAAGCAUGGUGCCGAGAUUGUGGAUGAGGAGGAGAAGCUACGCCUACGCGCUAAGGCGCAUGCCCUGCUUGGUCAAAAAGCAGAUGCCGAAAAGCGUUACAUGGAAUUGAUUGGUCGUGGGGUGUCGGAAGCGGACUGUAUUGCGGCCAUUGCCCAUCUCCGUAAGAUUCCACUUGACGCGCAUCGAUGUCCGAAGCGUGACGAGGGCAAAUACCUGGAAAUUCUUCAGCAAGUCCUUGACGUCUACCCAAAAUGUGACUACGCCCGGCGACACCUGUUAGAUUUUGUCCCCAUGACGGAGUUUAGGAAACGUCUUUGUGAAUACGCCUCGGUAUUUAUUGCCAAAAUGAUUCCAUCACUGUUCAGUGUGCUGAAGUCGCUUUAUAAGGAUCCUGAACGCGCCAAGGAAAUCGGCGCGGCGUUUUUGCAGUGGGAAGAUGAAGUUAAGAGGAAUGACUUCUCGAGCUUUGGUGGAAAGUCAAAUCCGUCGUAUAUCUUAUGGAUUUGGAUGUAUUUGUCGUCACACUAUUGUCGUCUGCGUCAGUUUGAUCAGGCAUUUCAUUACAUUAACCUUGCCAUUGAUCACACACCAACCGUGGAACUACUGUAUUUAAUGAAGGCCAAAAUACAUGAAAGGAACCAAGAGUUCGAUGAGGCAGCCAUGCAUGCGGACAAGGCACGCCAAUUGGACUUACAAGACAAGUAUCUUAAUGGUAAGGCCGCCAAGUAUUUUUUCCGUGCCAAUCAUAUUGCGGAAGCUGAAGAGCGAAUGCAAAUGUUUUACAAGGCCAGUGCAGCACCUGGGGACACCUACCUUACGGCACUGGAGUCUCAGUGUGCUUGGUACGAGCGUGAGGUGGGUGAUGCCUUCUAUCGAAAGGGGGAUUACAUUUCCGCGCUGGCAAACUACCUCAUGUAUGAGGAACACCACACACGUAAUCACGCGGAAUUGUUAGACUUUCAUAAUUAUGUUUUUCGACGCUGCACGAUGCGGGCUUGGUUCGAUGUAUUGGCCCGCGAUGAUGAUCUGAAUGGAAAUAAAUUUUUUCUAAAACUUUGCCCACGUAUCGUUCGCACGUAUUUGAAGGUGUACGAAGAAGGCGAGGAGGCCGUGCGCGCAAAACACGUUCCCCGCCCCGAACUUGAGCCCUGCCCCGAUGUUGAGGAAAAUAAACGCUUGAUGCAGCUGCGCAAAGAGUACUAUUUAGCUGACGUGGAUCUUUCUAACUCACUUCAAAAAGCUGAACGGUAUCUUCUUCCCUACCUCAACCACAAUUUGGCCUCGGCGGAGGCUCACUUGUUGGCUCUGGAGUUUUACACCGUGGCACGACGCCCGCUACUUGUGGCUCGCGAGCUGUUGGCGCUGGCCAAAUUAAAGGGUGCAGGCACGGCCGAUCACAUUGUCCUCUUUGAGCGUCGCCUUUUUGCGGAAACCGCGUCGGAAAUGGAUCUUCGCAUGAAGGAUGUCAUUGAUGAGGCGUUGGCCGGCGCGUGGGAGAAGCUAAGGGAGGGGUGA